This is a messenger RNA of Mesorhabditis spiculigera, 1557 nucleotides long. Lineage: Eukaryota; Metazoa; Nematoda; Chromadorea; Rhabditida; Rhabditidae. The record is from the annotation of a GenBank genome assembly.
AUGAACGCAUACUCCUUUGACGGGCUCAUCACGGUCGUGCUGUUGCUGGUGUGCACGUGCGCCUAUUUGAAGCGGGUGCCACGGAUCUCGACGUUGAUCGCGGACAAGAAUGCCCCGCUUGGCGUCUUCUACAAGGCGGCCGUCGUCGGCACUCGGUUGCACUAUGCCGUGUCGGUGUCCUGCUUGCUGACGGCCGGGGUAUUAUGCAGAAUACAGGGAGCCGCCCGUAUGCUGAUCAACGUCAUUCUGCCGGCUUCUCAGGCGGUCAAACGUCAUCCCAACCAGCACACCGAGGUCAAGCCCAAGCCCCUCCUCAGCAGCAGCAGCAGUCAUCGACGCCGGUGCCGCGGCCCAGGACGAGCGAAGGGGAGCCGCCAGCUAAAAGUUGUGUCAGCAAAAGAUGAGGAGGAGAUGGCCAAGAUUCGCGUCGACUCAAGGAUGUACGGCUACAUGAGCGAGUUCAACUACCCCUACAUCAACGAUGUGAACAACUACGAGCGUGUGCAGAAAAUUGGCCAAGGAACGUUUGGCGAGGUGUUCAAAGCCCGGUGUAAGAAAACUGGACGCAUGGUCGCGUUGAAGAAGAUUCUGAUGGAAAAUGAAAAAGAAGGCUUUCCUAUCACUGCUCUGCGAGAAGUGAAGAUGUUACAGCAAUUGAAGCACAAACACAUCACCGAGCUGAUUGAGAUUUGUUCGGCGAAAUCUUCGACAGCCAAGGAGCGGAUCACGUUCUACCUGGUGUUCACCUUCUGCAACCACGACCUGGCCGGCUUGCUCAGCAACGAUAAGGUGCAGCUGAAGCUCGUCCAUCAGAAAACCCUAAUGAAGCAUCUGCUCCUCGGCCUUUUCCAAAUCCAUCGCUGCAAGAUUCUUCACCGCGACAUGAAAGCAGCCAACGUGCUGAUCACCCAUGAUGGUAUUCUGAAGUUGGCCGACUUCGGCCUCGCGCGUCCCUACACGGUUGAUGCGACACAGAAGCACGCCUACACCAACCGCGUCGUCACCUUGUGGUACAGGCCGCCCGAGCUGCUGUUGGGUGAAAGGUACUACAACACCUCGAUCGACAUGUGGGGUGCCGGCUGCAUCAUGGCCGAGCUGUGGACCCGCAGCCCGAUCAUGCAAGGGGACACCGAGCAGCGGCAGCUCAGCUUCAUCACCAAGCUCUGCGGCGCCAUCACCCCAGAAGUCUGGCCGGAAUGCGAAAAACUGCCGCUCUACAAGCAGCUCGUGCUCGACCAGGACUGCCGGCGGCGCGUGCAGGAGCGGUUGUCAGUGAUAAUCAAGGAUACCGAGGCGAUGAAUUUGCUCGAGCGACUCCUGUCACUCAACCCCGCGCAACGCCCGUCGGCCGAGCACAGUCUCGAUGCCGACUUCUUCUACAGGACGCCCUACCCUGCCGAGGACGUCAGUGACCUGAUUCGUGGCCUCAACCACGAAUCGAUGUUCGAGUUUACGAUGGGGCGCGGCGCCCAUCAGAACCGACGGCCCGCCAACCAGCAGCAGCCGGCGGCUCGCCCCUCCGCACCCGCACCCAACGAGUACAAGGAAAUGGUCUUC